UCGGACUUUCAUCAAAAUCGUGCUCCGAAUUAAUAAGACUACACAUAGAUCCUCGUUUUACAUACCGGUCAAAUUCAUAAUUAACCUGUGUACAGUUAGUGGGUAACAGUUUGGCAAGCGAGGCGGAUCGCGCAGUUUUCAAGUCGAACCUAAGAAUGAGAAAUGCUGCGAAUUCACGUGAAAAUUGUCAGUACGCGAACGAGAAAAUUCUAUAAGUGAAUUUGCACGGCCUUGCGAUUUGCCAGAGCUACUCUUGUGUAUUCAUCACUUUGGCACGAUGACAAAGAUGUUCAAGACAUUGGUCUUGUGUGCUAUUGUAUUGCUUGUCGGUGUUGUUUGGGUCUCUCCUACUUUGAUGUCGUCCACGUCCAUGGACUACUAUUGGACCGCUCAGAGCCGACCUAAAAGAGAGCCUUCACUGACGGAUAAACAGAUUGAGGAGGCCCACAAUUGCAAAUGCGUCAAGUAUCAUCAGUGCGACGAGGAUAACUAUAUUAUUAAGAACGGACAAGGACUUAUUGAUGUAAGAUCCCCUUUUAAAAUACAUCCGUAUGUAUGUUCAGAAGAAGAUGGCCAAACUAGAUAUUGUUGCUUUGAUGCCCCGUCAAUUCCAUCAGAUCCCAGCACAAUCUCUACGUUUCCAAAAUGCGGUCAGAAACUGUAUCAUUCCGGGCAAGACUUAAGUGUAGCGCGGCACAGCGAAUAUCCAUGGAUGGCUGCGAUUUUUGUAAAGUAUCAUUUCGUUUGCACUGGAGCUUUAAUACACCCUUCAGUUGUACUUACUGCUGCGCAUUAUAUCCACAGAGUGAAAAACAAAACUGGACUUAGAGUUUUGGCUGGUGCUUCGGUCGAUGUGAUCAACACAAUGAAUGAGGAGAGAAGAGUAAUUCAGUUUAUAGAACACCCCCUAUUCGUAGCAGAUGGUAACCUCUUUUACGACAUAUCAAUACUGAUAUUGGAGAAACCUUAUCCAAUAAGCGAAACACUGAAUUAUUUAUGUCUGCCCCAACCUAAUAUGUUUUACACCGGCGACAAAUGCGUGUCAUCUGGUUGGAGUAGACAUGAACCGUCAAAUCUGAACAAGAUCGAACUGCCUUACAUAGAACACGACCAAUGCCAACACAUGCUUAGGACCUACACGGAUAUUGGCUACAAAUUCGUCCUGCACAAAACCUUUAUAUGUGCGGGUGGCGAAGAGGGCAAAGACGUGUGUAAGGGUUACGGUGGCAGCCCUUUAAUGUGUGAAAGAGACGGGCUGUACUAUUUCGUUGGAAUUGUGUCGUGGGGCAAGGGUUGUGGAGGCGCCAAUGUCCCAGGCGUUUAUACAAACGUUGCCGUGUUCAAGGAGUGGAUUUUCGGAGAACUGGCCAAGAGGUCGAUAUUUGUUUUUUAAUAUUGUGAUAUAUUUAGGUAGUACUUGACAUGUUACAUUUUGUGUUAUACAUGAGUAUUUAAUUGUAGAUUAGGAUUAGAUAAUUCGAAUUAUGGGUUUUUAUAAAAUCUUCACAAACUUUAAUUUAUUUGCCUGACACAUAUAAGUAUAAAUCGACAAUAAAAAUGAGUUUGAUUGAUAUAUUUAACAUGUAUGAAUCAAAUCCCAUAUUUUUAUAUGCAGAUUUCGACAAUUAACUUAAUGAACUGUAAGUAGAAUAUUUAAAUUUGUGGAAAAUAAAUAUUUUACCAAAUGUU
This is a messenger RNA of Aethina tumida (small hive beetle), 1689 nucleotides long. RefSeq names its product phenoloxidase-activating factor 2. Gene Ontology annotation, molecular function: serine-type endopeptidase activity. Lineage: Eukaryota; Metazoa; Arthropoda; Insecta; Coleoptera; Nitidulidae. The transcript is spliced from 4 exons. Gene Ontology annotation, biological process: proteolysis. The coding region runs from base 278 to 1393 and encodes 371 amino acids. The record is from RefSeq and is a predicted model, not a curated record.